GGAAACGAAAGCGUCGGGUAGGAGAACGGACUUGUUGCCACAACUGCACCGGUUUCCGAAGAUAGUUUGAGUCGUUCUUGGUUGUCACUUCUUCAACACCUACAAAAAAAGCAGCCAUGACAUCUAAAGGUGCUAAAGAAACCUUUGUCACCAAGUUGGGUUUCAGAUCGGGCGGAUCGUCCUCCAAAGCUGAGGCAGAGCUGGACAAGGUCAGGAAGGAGAACACUCACCUCAGGAGGAAGAUCGAUGAAAUGGCAAAACGACAUGUCAAACCACCUGACUCAGACAAAAGCAAGCUACUGGAGAGGAUUCUUUCCCUCGAGACACUUCGAGAGAGAAACAAUCAGCAGCUGCUUGUCAAAGAACAGGAACUAGAAACUCUCAGACAGCAGCUAACAGCUAGAGGAGGAGAGGUGGUAGCAUCACUGCAGGCCCAGCUGGAGCAGCGAAGGAAGGAGGCAGAGCAGAGAGAUAUGUUGUUCCAGAACUUGUCACAAGAGACAGAGAACCUGAAAAACCAGCUGGUCACUUUUUCUACCAGGUGCCAAACUCUGGAAGCACAGGUGGUGAAUGGACAGGCGCCUCCUGCAGACCUGGCUCUGGUGCAAGAUCAGCUAAAAGAUGCUCUGGAGAAGAACCAGCAGUGGCUGGUGUACGACCAGCAGAGAGAGGCCUAUGUUCAGUCCGUCCUCGCUCGCACUAAGGAGCUGGAGCAGCAGCUGGCCCAGGCGACGCAGCAGCUACAAACCAAGCAGGAAGCCACUUCAGAUGGAGGGAAAGCUCUUUUAGACUCCACAGGUCCAGAUAAGGACGCUCAACUGAAGAGCCAGUAUGACCAGUUGCUCCUGAAUGUACAGAAGGACCUGGACAGCCAAAAAAAUUUGGCCACCAAAACCCAACAGGAGCUUGAUUUACAGAAGAAACAGACGUUGAACGCUCAGGCGGAGCUGCAGUCCCAGAAGGACCAGGUCACCAGGCUCCAGGAGGAGACAUGCAGGCUGCAGAGGAAGUAUGAGGACAAGUGCAGCGAGCUGUCAUCCUUUAUGAGGAAAUACAAUGAGAAGAGCAAAGAACUGGAGGAAGCCAAGAUGCAGCUGCAGGCUGAGCGGCUAAGCAACAGACAUGAAGUAUGUGAGGAGAGGAAGGCAUCGUCUGAUCGAGCAGACAGAAUGAAAGCUGAGCUGGAGUGUAUGGACAUCAGACUGGAGGAGGAGAGGAAGAGAUCUGCUGAACUUCUGCAGCAGGUCAAUAUGUUGCAAAAGUCUCUUUUGAGCCAAAAUGAAGAACAAAGGAGGUUUGCAGCUCUGGAGCAACAGAUCCAGCUUUCUGCCAAGGACUUCGAGAAUGAAAAGAUUGAUCGUCAGAGCAUGCAGCACCAGUUACAUAAGGUUUUGAAGGAGCUCCGCAAGGCCCGAGAUCAGAUUGCCAAACUGGAGUCUGCUAAGCAGACAAACACCCGUUUUUCAGAGCCCAGCUCUUAUAACGACCUGGAGUUUGAGCGUCUGACCCUUGACGGGCCGACAUCUCCCUCUAAAAUCACAAGCCUCCUGGAUGAGAGUUUCCUGGAGUGCCCCAAGUGUCGGGCCCACUAUCCCACCAGUCGCCACAGGGAGCUGCUGGCACACAUCGACUUCUGCUUAGCCUGAGUCCAGAUGUUUGUUCACUGCCUCAGUGAUUGGGCCUCUUCUCAAUCAAGAAGGUCAGCAAGAUAGCUAAGCAAAGAAAAUAAAAGAUUUAUGAUACAUGCA
This is a messenger RNA of Cheilinus undulatus (humphead wrasse), 1748 nucleotides long. RefSeq names its product centrosomal protein 55 like (gene cep55l). NCBI's taxonomy places the organism in Eukaryota, Metazoa, Chordata, Actinopteri, Labriformes, Labridae. Gene Ontology annotation, biological process: regulation of phosphatidylinositol 3-kinase/protein kinase B signal transduction; mitotic cytokinesis. The transcript is spliced from 12 exons. The coding region runs from base 117 to 1646 and encodes 509 amino acids. The record is from RefSeq and is a predicted model, not a curated record.